Macrosiphum euphorbiae (potato aphid) is the source of this 756-nucleotide messenger RNA. Lineage: Eukaryota; Metazoa; Arthropoda; Insecta; Hemiptera; Aphididae. The record is from the annotation of a GenBank genome assembly.
AUGUCGGACACGAAACCGCUGUUGGACAGCGGAGAUUCGACCUCCCAAAAAGCUUCGGAAGCAGAUUCUCCUUCAUCGUCCAUCAUUGAUUCCAAUACAUUACCUACUAAUGUAUCAAAUGAAAAUUCAGAAUUUACAGUUCCUGAAAUGGGUCCUGAAAAUGCCGCUUCUAAAGUAACAUGUAGAGUUUGUCAAGAAAUGAUUGAUGUAAUUGGUAAAAGGGAACAACAUGUUGUAAAAUGUAACCGCUGCAAUGAAGCCACUCCUAUUAGAAGUGCUCCAGCAGGCAAGAAAUAUGUACGCUGUCUGUGUCACUGUCUUUUGAUUUGCAAAAGUACAUCACAACGUAUUGCUUGUCCCCGUAUAAACUGCAAAAGAGUUAUAAACUUAGCGCCAAGUCCUGUAACACCGCCGGUUCCUCAGGUUCCAGGCAUGUGUCGCGUUACUUGUGUGCACUGCCAGGAUACAUUCCUUUUUAAUAUGUUACAAAACGCAUUGGCCAGAUGCCCGCAUUGCCGUAAAGUGUCUUCUGUUGGCCCCGAUUUUGCUAAAGCAAAAGCCAUAUUUUUCCUCAUUUUAUCUGUAGUACUGUUUGUUAUUGGCGGAGGUGUUGUAUUCUUCACAUAUUCAAAUGCAAAGGCUCACAGCGGUUAUUUCAUUAUUCACUUUGGUGUCCUCAUGUUAACACUUUUAGCACUUUGGAAAUGUCUAUAUUACUGCCGAAUUAAAGUCAGCUCUAUUGAUGGACCUGUUUAA